Messenger RNA from Micromonas commoda, 387 nucleotides. The record is from the annotation of a RefSeq genome assembly. NCBI's taxonomy places the organism in Eukaryota, Viridiplantae, Chlorophyta, Mamiellophyceae, Mamiellales, Mamiellaceae.
AUGGAUCCUAUAAGCAAUAUUCUUUGUACCAUACGUAAUGGUAUAUCUGCAAAAAAAACAUAUGUUUCUUUACCAUAUGGAAAAAUAGGUUGGGCUAUUUGUCAUGUGUUAUAUUUAUAUGGAUAUAUUCAUGGUAUGGGAAUACAAUUAUUUGGAAAACACAAACGCAUUGUUGUUGUUUUACUUCCGCAAAAUGAAUAUACAAGUUACACAAAAUUUACACGAAUUUCAUCGCCAAAAAAACGUGUUUAUAUGUCAGUGCACGAACUACGUAGUAGUAUACAUAGUUUUCAUGUGCGUAUUCUAUCUACACCCAAGGGUAUUAUGGCAGAUAAGGAUGCUAUUAAAGAAAAUGUAGGUGGAGAAGUUUUAUUUAUUUGUAAUUAA